UCCCCCUGUCAGCUCUGUGCACAACUGGUGGCUGCGGCUCGCCAGCACUGAAGAGAGGGAGAGAAAGGGAGCAGCAAGUGGGAGAGGGGAGGAAAGGAGAGGAAGCAGAUCUGUGGGGAGUGGGUUGGCAGCUUCUGUCUCUCUGUGUGAACAGGGGCAUGCUACCAAGGCGAGUCCUUUUCGCUUCACGCUGCUGUCUGACCGCAGGAAAGCUUUGGAUUUAACGGACUGACUGGUGGCAGCUGGACUCCCUGAAGCUACAUUGCAGCCAUGGCGCCCAGCCAGGAUACUAUUCACAAUGUCGCUGUCCAUGCGGCCUGUGCGCCGCAUUUUGUUCACUGGAAUUACUAGGAGUCAGUCUUUUGCUGGAGUCAAUUCACCGCAGGACAAAGCAUUCAGGAAGCUAAAGGUAUUCAGCACCCCAACAACACAGCGGAAAACUCCCUCUCGAGCUGGCAAAAUGUUUAACAUUUCCCAUAAAUCACUCCCACCCAAGAACCCUCAGCCUGAACGGUUGGAUGAGGUUUAUGAAGCUUUGAAAAAGGGCCUAAAUGCAUACUUGCAAGUUCAUCAGCUGGAGCUCGACAGCUUAACGGCUCAACUCAAAGAUAUGAAAAGGAAUUCCAGACUGGGAUUUCUAUAUGACCUUGAUAAGCAAAUCAAGUCAAUUGAAAGAUUUAUUCGCAGACUGGAGUUCCAUGUUAGUAAGAUUGAUGAGCUUUAUGAAUCUUACUGCAUCCAACGAAGAUUACGGGAUGGUGCAAAUAACAUGGUGCGGGCCUAUUCUGUGUCUCAAACCAGCAAAGAAGCAAGGGAAAGCUUGGCUGAAGCCAACAAAGGCUACAAAGAAUAUACUGAGAGUAUGUGCACAAUGGAGAGUGAACUCGAGAACCAGUUAGGAGAAUUCCAUGUGAAAAUGAAAGGGCUUGCAGGGUUUGCACGCCUCUGCCCAGGAGACCAGUAUGAGAUAUUCAUGAAAUAUGGUCGCCAGCGGUGGAAGUUGAAAGGUCGCAUUGAAGCAAAUGGGAAGCAAGUGUGGGAUGGUGAGGAGAUGGUAUUUCAGCCUCUUGUUACAGAGUUCCUCUCAAUCAAGGUAACAGAGCUGAAAAGCCUGGCGAAUCACGUCAUAGUUGGCAACGUCUCCUGUGAAACAAAAGAUUUGUUUGCAGCCCUGCCUCAGUCUGUCGCUGUGGAUAUCAAUGACCUGGGAACUAUUAAACUCAGCCUAGAGGUCAUUUGGAAUCCAUUCGACAAAGAUGAUCAAACGACUGCUGCAAGCACUGUCAACAAAGUGCCCACUGUGAACAAGCGAUUCUCCACCUACAACCAAAGUCCGCCAGAUACCCCAUCCCUGCGGGAACAGGCCUUUUAUAAUAUGCUGCGCAGACAGGAAGAGCUGGAGAAUGGUGCUGCUUGGUCUAUCUCUUCUGAUUCUUCAGAUGGUUCGUCCAGUCCACAGUUGUCAACCAGUGUUAGACAUUCUCAAAAAACGCUGGUGCAGCCGGAAAUACAGGGAAUGGUCCCUAGAAUCACUAUAACGUUUGCACAAACUGAGGACCCUCAGGCAGCUAGUCCUGAGGCUACCAGACAGCAAGUAGAGGAGGCGGAGGAAGAGAAGGAGACACUAAAGCAUGCAAUAUUUAAUGGAAAUGUGCCAGUUUCCAGAACUCUCAGCCAUAUUAGUGAAGCAAGUGUAGACGCUGCAAUGGACUUGAAUGCGUCAACAAGCACCGAGUCAGAACCACAGGUCAUUGCCAUAUCAAAUUUAGUGGAGUCGUCUCAUAUCUCAGAGACAGGAGCUGAUCAACCUGUGACAGAAGAGACUGUCAAUGGGGCCCUACCAUUUGAAGCGCCGCUAGAAAAGUCAGAAAUCCCAGAAAACGCGUGUAGCCUGUUGGUGACACCAGAAGAUGAAACUUUUGCUGCUGUCCCAGUGGCUCAGAGUGUUGCCUCUACAGAGGAGAAAACCCAAUCGAAUGAUGCUAAAACCGGGCCUACAGAGAGCAAAAAGGUGAAGCCUGUAGACCCAGGGAUAGAGGAAGCUCUGAUGACAUUAAAUUCAACACUUGACGAUUAUCGUGGCCAGUUCCCAGAACUCCAGAAGUUAGAAUUGGAGGUCAAACAUUUAGAAGAAGUGCUGAUGCAGAGGCAGGGUGUGAACAGGAGCAGAGCAUCGAGUAUCAGCCUGACUGUAGAACAUGCAUUAGAGAGCUUCGACUUCCUGAACACAUCCGACAUGGAGGAUUCGGAAUUCUCGGAAGACGAGGCAGAGAAGAUAGGAAGCAGACACAACAGUAGAGUGCAUGGACUUGCUGCGGGACCCAGCGAAGCACUAACGGAGGAUACUGGAGUCGGCAGUGGCUCCGAAGGGAGUCCGGUUCCAAUGACAACAGGGAAUGAACACUUAGACCAGGUUCUGAUUGUGCACUUGAAUAACUGCAGCAGACUUCUACUGCAACUGGGUAUCUAUGGACCACUGCGAUGUCGGGAGAUCUAUGCACUGGACAAACUUCUGAGAGAGGCCCACAUUCUAGAGGUAGUCGCCAGGUUGAGUGAGGAGAAGUCUGGGAACAUAAACACUGUCGAAGAGGUCAUGCCACUGCUGAAAGAUAAAACAGUCUUUUCAUUCUGGACACACUGCACCGAGAGCCCCAACCUGUUUAGUGCUACAGUCGAGCGUGUUCUGCAGAAGCUGAACUUGAGUUUUGGGAGCAGAGUGAAUGAGCACUACUCUGGCCCAGCAGAAGCAGUUUUUAUUAAACUAGUGGAAAGGUUUUUGGACAGACCCUUGCCAAAACGUGCUCGAAGUGGAAAUGUGGAAGCGCUGACGAUCUUCCAAUACUUGAGUCACAUUGAGGAGCAGAACGUGCCCUCCUUGCCUGCCUAUAUCAUGGAGUUGGCAGACGAAGUAUUCCUGGUUCAGAAUCUGCAGUCCUCUGAUAGGGACGUGGUGCUGAAGACUCUGAAACAUCUCUCGGGGACCCAGCUCCAGAAGGAUGGACUGAACGCUGUGGGCCUGCUUCUGUUGGAGGACAACACUAAGAUCUGCAACACUGCUGCCUCCAUGCUGAAAAACCUGGCAGAAGACUCCAAAUUCAGAGAAAAGGCCCUGGUUUGUUACUUGGAGCUGCUUGAGGAUGAGGAUGGACAGCUGAGAAAAGCAGGUUGUACAGCACUGGCACAUCUAAAGGCCAAAGAGAGCAUUGAUCAACUAGUCUACCUUUGCCAGACUGAUAAAGAAGUCCGUGAUGUUGCUAAACAGACCCUCCUGUCUUUUGGCGAAGAAGGUAAAAUUGCCUACAAACAGAUGGAAGAAUCAUUGGAUGGUAUGCAGAGGCUCCUGGGGUCAGUCAGGAUGGCCAGCACAGCUUUUUAACCCGGGUGCUUCAAUUUGGCAGAAAAAUGGCCAGUUUCUUCCUGAAGAAAGCUUCUGAAACAAUGUGGCUUUUGUUGUCAAAACAUCAAGUAAUUGAAAAGCUUCUGAAUUUAUAGCUUUUAACAUUUCAGAUGUAGCAGCAUUCAUAACUUUUCCUAGAUUUGGGAGUAGGGCUUGGGGGAAGAGGAGAAUGCCACCAUGUGGGAGAGUCACUUUCAGUUUCCCAGUGUAUCUGGGGAAUGUUGGCACAAUAAUGCCAAUACUUCACAUAUGAAUGCACAUUUUGGUUAAAAGCACCCAAAAGCCAACUUAAGGAGAAGGCCUCUUGUAAAAGAAACUAUGACCAAAUUGGGACUAUUGGUGGAAAUGCACUUUGAAUAAUUGAAUGUGUGAAUGAUCCACAUAGGAGUGGUUAACCUUGACAUAGGGAUGAUACUGAUAAACAGGCAUCUCCAAAAGCCACAGCUGAAAUAUUUACCUACAAUUCUGCAUGUCUUGCUGCUCGGAGGCAGGAAGCAAAAGUGCUGCUUCACGUCCAAGUGCCUAGUGUUAUGGUGGAGAGCAUACAAGUAUUACAUGUACAAUAAAAAGGUCCAAUCUUUUUUAUUUAAUGUUAACUUCAGCUGCAGUAAGAAAAAAAACUGCAGCAGCUUUGAGUUUGUAAACCUGUUUUACUAUUUUUCACAUGGUGCAGUAAAAAGAUAUACUUUGAUUUUCUAUAUUAAUGUAUUAUGUAAGUAAAAGUGAAUUGUGAUCAUAAAUAAAAUUUCAUUAAAUGCAAUGCUGUAUUAUACCAAAAA
Messenger RNA from Carcharodon carcharias (great white shark), 4176 nucleotides. RefSeq names its product RHO family interacting cell polarization regulator 1 (gene ripor1). The record is from RefSeq and is a predicted model, not a curated record. Lineage: Eukaryota; Metazoa; Chordata; Chondrichthyes; Lamniformes; Lamnidae. The transcript is spliced from 22 exons. Bases 299 to 3376 code for a protein of 1025 amino acids.